Molecule: messenger RNA, 2462 nt
Organism: Syngnathus acus (greater pipefish)
Lineage: Eukaryota; Metazoa; Chordata; Actinopteri; Syngnathiformes; Syngnathidae
Product: potassium voltage-gated channel subfamily KQT member 2-like
Exons: 12
Coding region: 258-1793 (511 amino acids)
Biological process (GO): transmembrane transport; potassium ion transport
Cellular component (GO): membrane
Molecular function (GO): voltage-gated potassium channel activity
Source: RefSeq, a predicted model, not a curated record
CGAUUUUUCCUGACUGUCUCCUACUCCAGUGGAAGACGACGAGGUGAAAGUCAAACUGCAGAUUGGGUGAGGAGAAUAUUCCAUUUGGCUCUCACGCACGGACCGGACCGCAUUGGCCGCAGCAUUGAGUGCGAGCGCGCGCACACACACCCAGACACACACACGCACACACACCCUGGCACACACUCCUCACUCAUCCAAGGCGAUGCAUUCCGACGCCACGGACCACUCCUCGCUUGAGUCGCCCCGAUUUUAGGAUGGUGCAGAAAUCCCUCAACGGCGGUGUAUACCCAACUCAAGCCGGCGAGAGGAAGCACAAAGUCGGCUUCGUGGGUCUGGAGCCGGGGGGUCCCGAAUCGAGCCGGGACGGGGCGCUGCUCAUCGCGGGAGCGGAGAACAGCACCAAGCGGGGCAGCAGCAUCCUGUGCAGACCCAGAGCGAGCAUCUCCUCCGGGAGCAGAGCCAGACCUCCCAAAAAGAACGCCAGUUACCGCAAGCUGCAGAAUUUUCUCUACAAUGCGCUGGAAAGACCGCGGGGAUGGGCGUUCAUCUACCACGCUUAUGUCUUCCUCCUGGUCUUUUCCUGUCUCAUUCUCUCAGUUUUUGCCACCAUUAGAGAGUUCAAAAAUAGCUCAGAGAGUGCCUUGUACAUCCUGGAAAUCGUGACUAUCGUGGUGUUUGGAGUGGAGUACAUUGUGAGGAUAUGGGCUGCUGGCUGCUGCUGUCGAUACAGAGGAUGGAGAGGGAGGCUCAAAUUUGCCAGGAAGCCUUUUUGUGUCAUAGACAUGAUGGUGCUGGUUGCCUCGGUGUCUGUGCUGGCGGCUGGAUCUCAAGGCAAUGUUUUUGCCACGUCGGCCAUCAGGAGUCUGAGGUUCUUACAGAUCCUUCGCAUGCUGCGUAUGGACCGCCGAGGGGGCACUUGGAAGCUGCUUGGAUCAGUCGUGUACGCCCACAGCAAGGAACUCAUCACAGCAUGGUACAUCGGAUUCCUGUGUCUCAUCUUGGCUUCAUUCCUGGUCUACUCGGUGGAGAAGGAGUCCAACAAAGAGUUUGAGACCUAUGCCGAUGCCCUUUGGUGGGGACUGAUAACUCUUACCACCAUUGGCUACGGAGAUAAAGUUCCCCAGACUUGGAAUGGGCGCCUGCUGGCGGCCACCUUCAGUAUGGUUGGCGUGGCCUUCUUUGCACUUCCUGCCGGCAUUCUUGGUUCUGGUUUUGCCCUCAAAGUUCAAGAGCAGCACAGGCAGAAACAUUUUGAAAAGAGACGCACUCCCGCAGCAAGCCUCAUCCAGGCUGCAUGGAGGUUUUAUGCAACCAACCUUUCCCGCACGGAUCUGAUAUCCACUUGGGAUUUUUAUGAGCAGACUGUAGCAACCCCAAUGUACAGAUUAAUUCCGCCUCUGAAUCAAUUGGACCUGCUGAGGAAUCUAAAAGGAAGGUCUUUCAGGAAGGAGUCCCAAACAGAAACCUCUCCCAGUCGGAAGGCGAGCCUGAAGGACAAGGUGUUCCCCAGUCCUUCCAAGCCCCCAUUGGCCAAAGGGAAAGACCAGUCUCCUGGACCAGAAGAUGGCGCUGAGGUGAGCCCUGGCAAGGUCGCUAAGAGCUGGAGCUUUACGGAGAAGAACCGAGGACCCAAGCAUUCCUUCAGAGUCCGAGGCAGCGCCUCACGACAAAACUCAGAGGCAAUUGAAGGUUUAAUAAGUAAGACAAUGGGAUAUUUUUGGUUGGCUUAUAGGGGGGGGGGGGACAGUCGUCAAGACAAGCUUCAUCUAUUUGAAAAACAUGCAUGCUGAAAUCUGCUGAGAUUUUUUUUCACUUGACAUGAACCCCUUUUCUAUUUUUUCUUUUUAGCCCUGUAUUUUGGGAUCUAUAGCCACCACUAAAUUUGCCGGGAUAAGUGAACAAAUUGCCACUGAUGGUAGAUUAGUAAGUUAAUUGUGGGUUCAAGUCAAGUGGUGUCAAGAUAAAAGGGAAAAUGCCCCCAAAAGUGCCCAAGUCGCCAUUUUGCAUGAAGAGUCCUCACUUUACUAGCAUCCGUCAACAGCGGUCGACUCUAGAGACCUUUGCCUUACUGCCACAAAAUCCUUCAAAACACCAUCUGGCUCAACUGAAUUGAAUCAAUACUCAGCAUAAUUUCAGAGUACUUGUCAAAGGUUUCAACAAAGCUUCACAUUAUCUGUACUCUCCUUUGCACUGAUUUUAUUCUGUUUCACAAAGCCAACAAAUGUUGCUCACAAACGUGCUAUUGAUCACUUUGCAUAUUUACUCUGUCAAAGACAAAAGCAACAGCUAUGCUUUGCUUCUUUUCUUGACACAGGUCAUGGGAGGGCCAAUGUCAUCUUUCUGAAAGUGUCCUUCUCUUUCUUCUGUAGAGGCCAGCUUUCCAGGAGAGGACAUUGGCGACGACAAGAGUUGUCACUGUGAGUUUCUCGCUCAGGAAUUGCCACCAGGGUUAAGGGUUG